This is a messenger RNA of Sesamum indicum (sesame), 2272 nucleotides long. RefSeq lists its product as uncharacterized. Gene Ontology annotation, biological process: glucan catabolic process. The record is from RefSeq and is a predicted model, not a curated record. Gene Ontology annotation, molecular function: beta-glucosidase activity. NCBI's taxonomy places the organism in Eukaryota, Viridiplantae, Streptophyta, Magnoliopsida, Lamiales, Pedaliaceae.
GAACCACUAAAAGGUCCAUUCACACACCCCACCCCUCUGUAUUCGGCACAUUAUUAUAUAUAUAUAUAUGUGUGUGUGUGUGUCUAUACGUACACACAUUUGACAAAGAGAGAAGCUCUCCCCUACUCUGUGAGCUGUGUUCUUUCUAUCUUGAGUUUCUAAAUAAAAAGGGCAAUGGGGGUGGAAAGAAUGAGGAGAUUCUCAAGGCCCAUGAUGUUCUUGAUGAUUCUAUGCUUGUCGGCUGCAUUUACAGAAGCAGAGUACCUGAAAUACAAAGACCCCAAACAGCCCUUGAAUGUUAGAAUCAAAGACUUGAUGGGGAGGAUGACCCUUGAAGAAAAGAUUGGACAAAUGACUCAGAUUGAGAGGAAGAUAGCCUCCCCUGAUGUCAUGAAGAAAUAUUUCAUUGGGAGUGUGCUGAGUGGAGGAGGAAGUGUUCCAGCCCCCAAGGCUUCUGCUGAGGCCUGGGUGAAUAUGGUGAAUGAUCUUCAGAAGGGGGCUCUUUCGACCCGCCUCGGAAUUCCUAUGAUUUAUGGGAUUGACGCUGUUCAUGGCCACAACAAUGUGUACAAGGCUACCAUUUUUCCUCACAAUGUUGGACUUGGGGCCACCAGAGAUCCAGAACUCGUGAAGAGGAUUGGAGCUGCCACUGCACUUGAAGUCAGGGCCACAGGAAUUCAAUAUGCUUUUGCUCCCUGCAUUGCUGUCUGUCGGGAUCCAAGAUGGGGUCGCUGUUAUGAAAGCUACAGUGAAGACCAUAAGAUUGUUCAAGCAAUGACUGAGCUCAUACCUGGUUUACAGGGUGAUCUCCCAGCUAACUCACGCAAGGGUGUUCCCUUUGUUGCUGGAAAGACAAAAGUUGCAGCUUGCGCAAAGCAUUUUGUGGGAGACGGUGGCACAGUCAGGGGCAUCGAUGAAAACAAUACAGUGAUAGAUUAUAAAGGGUUGCUUAGCAUCCACAUGCCUGCAUACUUGGACUCGAUUAGGAAGGGAGUUGCCACUGUUAUGGUGUCUUACUCAAGCUGGAACGGCAAGAAAAUGCAUGCCAACCAGGAUCUUGUCACUGGCUUCCUCAAGAACAAACUCAAGUUCAGGGGUUUCGUCAUAUCAGACUGGCAGGGCAUCGACAGAAUAACAGAUCCCCCCCAUGCUAACUACACUUAUUCUGUUCAAGAAGGAAUUCUUGCAGGAAUUGACAUGAUUAUGCUUCCUGAGGACUUCACAGCGUUUAUCGAUGAUCUGACUCUCCAAGUGAAAAACAACAUCAUCCCGAUGAGCAGGAUCAAUGAUGCUGUACGAAGGGUACUAAGGGUUAAGUUCGUUAUGGGUCUGUUUGAGGAUCCGUUAGCUGAUCCUAGCUUAGCAAACCAACUCGGCAGCCAGGAACAUAGAGAAUUGGCAAGGGAAGCAGUGAGGAAAUCUCUUGUCCUUUUGAAGAAUGGCAAAAGUGCUAAAAAUCCAUUGCUUCCCCUUCCAAAGAAAGCUCCAAAGAUACUAGUUGCCGGAACCCAUGCCGAUAAUUUGGGUUACCAGUGUGGAGGGUGGACAAUAGAGUGGCAGGGUGUUCAUGGCAAUGACCUCACAGUCGGAACUACAAUCUUAGGUGCUGUGAAGGAGACGGUCGACCCCUCGACACAAGUUGUCUACAUGGAGAAUCCAGAUGCAAACUUUGUCAAGACAAAUGGAUUUUCAUAUGCUAUUGUUGUCGUGGGUGAGCUCCCGUAUGCAGAAAUGUUUGGUGACAGCACAAACCUAACAAUGAUCGAACCUGGUCCGAGCACUAUCAGAAAUGUGUGUGGGGCUGUGAAAUGUGUUGUGGUCGUCGUAUCAGGCAGGCCGAUAGUUCUCGAGCCUUACGUUUCACAAGUAGAUGCAGUUGUGGCUGCAUGGCUUCCGGGAACUGAAGGGCUGGGAGUGACUGAUGCCCUGUUUGGCAACUAUGGUUUUACAGGAAAGCUGGCUAGAACUUGGUUCAAAUCAGUGGACCAGCUCCCCAUGAAUGUUGGAGAUUCACACUAUGAUCCACUUUUCCCAUUUGGGUUUGGGCUGACAACUCAGCCCACCAAAAACACUGAAAUGUCCAAGUAAAGUGGUGAGUGAUCUCCAUAGUUUGUUUGUAAUAUUUGAUGAAGAACAGAAUGGCAUGGCUGAGAACUUUAGUUCAGCUAAGCUGCUCUGCUAUUAUUAUAUUAGAAAUUUUGUACUAAAUGAAAUAUUCAUCAUUUAUCACCACUGAAUCCAAGUUAUGAUAAACCAUUGGAAGCUUAAUUUA